Cyphellophora attinorum is the source of this 630-nucleotide messenger RNA. RefSeq names its product Hsp70 nucleotide exchange factor fes1. The record is from RefSeq and is a predicted model, not a curated record. NCBI's taxonomy places the organism in Eukaryota, Fungi, Ascomycota, Eurotiomycetes, Chaetothyriales, Cyphellophoraceae. Bases 1 to 630 code for a protein of 209 amino acids. The transcript has a single exon.
AUGGCAGGCCUUGACCGUGGGCAAGCAGAGUUGCUCAAAUGGAGCAUAGAGAACUCGGAAGCAGGCCGCGACCCAAACGCACCGGCUACUGAGCCAAAGAGCCUCUCAGCAGAUGCGCUUCGAGCACUGAUGGGCGGUCCCUCAGAUGCCGACUUGAUGAAAGAAGCCAUGACUAUCAUCGUAUCAAAUGACCCAGAGAUCUCACUUGAUGCCAAGAUGACCGCAUUCGACAACUUCGAGCAGCUCGUUGAGAAUCUCGACAACGCAAACAACAUGGAACCGCUUGGGUUGUGGACGCCUCUGCUGGGCCAACUCGACAGCACGUCUGCGGAUCUGAGGAUGAUGGCUGGGUGGUGUAUCGGGACGGCUGUUCAGAACAACCUCAAGUCGCAGGAGAGAUUACUGGCAAUGAACGGUGUGCCGAAGCUCUGCAAGGCUGCAGUGAACGAUAGCGACAAGGCAGCGAGGAGGAAGGCUAUCUACGCUCUUAGCUCAAGUGUGCGAAAUUACCAGCCAGCCAUGAACGAAGCUGUCAAGAACCUACCGAAAGAGAUCGUUGGCGCAGACCAGGUUUCCGCGACAGAUAUGGAUACAAUCGACGCGAUCAUGGCCAAGCUGAGAGAGAAAUGA